Phalacrocorax carbo (great cormorant) is the source of this 2842-nucleotide messenger RNA. NCBI's taxonomy places the organism in Eukaryota, Metazoa, Chordata, Aves, Suliformes, Phalacrocoracidae. The record is from RefSeq and is a predicted model, not a curated record.
AAGGCUCUGAAAGAGCAUCGUCUGCUUGGUGAUACCCCACUUCACAGGUCAGACACCCCCAGCUUCCCAGACAGCACUCCUUUGAGCUCCGCAUGGCUUCGUGGCUACCUCGGGGGACACAGUUCUGGCUGACUUGAGGCAUUUACAUGGACCUGUCAUAAAACAGAAAUGCUGGGAAUGGGAUAAUAUCCCAUCCCUCCCAGGGUAAUGAUCCAAGCAUCACAUGCCUGCAGAAAUGAGUUAUGAGAGGAAAUAUUUUUGAAACAUCAUGCAACAGGCAGAGUAUGUGGGGAAAAAAGUCACCUACUUUCUUCAUUCACUUUCUUGAUUAACUUUAUUGGAAAUCCUGUUUAUCUCCCUGUUUGCUCUACUCCAAUGGCUGAGUUGCAAGUUAGUGCCCAAGAGUAACUCUGGAAGUGUCUUGGGGGUGACCUGGACGUCUCUGUGCAAGCAAUACAACUUGUGUUUCACCUUCACAUUCAUCUCAGCCUGGCUGGGGAAAGCCCCUUCUUCCCUGAAACUCCUGCUCCCCCAGUAGAUGACGUUUUGCAGCUGCUGGUAUUCAGUCAUUUUUCAAAUGUAAGACUUUGGAAAAUGUCUUUUCCGGUGUUUUUUUGCAAUCAUAGCUCAAAGCUUGCUUGGGCAAAAAGUGUCAUUUGUCACUGUAGGUUGUACUGCAGGUAGCAGGGGCCUUGCACAGGGAUGGCAGGUGGCACGUGGCUGCCCCAUGCAGAAGACAUGCUGUGAGCCACACAAUUCCUGCACUCUCAGUUGCAAAAGGCAGGUGAUAUCCCCAGCACCAGGUGCUCCCUGGAGUGAUACCUGCUUUCAUCUGAGACUCGGACAGGAAUAGUCUCAUGUUUCAACUGGUCUGGUCCCUUUAUCUCCACUCCCGACAUGACCCCAGGUGUGACAAGCUGGAUGGCUGGCACCAUUGCUUGGCUCUGCUUUGUGCCUACGACUGCUGUUGAGGCAUGCAGUGUGUUUGCUCCAGAAGAAAGCCGGGACGUCCCUGGGGUCUUCCACGGUGCUGGUUUGCUCUAUCUAGCUCCUGUCCACCUCGACACAGAUCCGGCAGGGGGGACCCCAGGCCCUGCUCAGCUGUGUGAUGAGUGGGGCUGGAUCUCCAGGGCUGUGCCCUAUGGAGGUCACAGGAGGGUGCUCAGCAAAUGUCUCCAAACACCUGUUGGUGGCAUAUCCAGGAAAAGUCCUGCCUGACACAUGGGAAGUGCCUAGAUGCCUUUGCCGCUCCUGGGCUGUAUUUGCUCAUGUCCUGAUAACGGCUUUUAUCAGAGCAGAUGAACACCCCUGCCAUGGGGAGGUGCCCAUUCAGGUUACAGCCCAUGUCAGCUCAUUAAUACACCCCAAGACGAGAACAGGACGGGACCGGUGUCAGCGGUGUCAGCCGCACUCCUCCCCCAGCACGGUGCAGCUAUAAAUCUUGUGACUCAAAGUAUACCUACAGAAACUUUCUGGACCUCCAAGUGUCCCCUUGGCGUUGGCAUGGCUGCCCGGUGUGCUCCCCUCCUGCUCCUUGCCUGUGUGUUGGCCCUGCCAGCCCCACAUCUCACCAAGAGCAUCCAAAGCCUGUCCCUCUUCAAUCAACCUGUCUUGAAUAAUAUCGUGUCUUCUCAGAACACCUUAGUGAACGGUCAGCUCUGGCUAGUGAAUGGCUCCAACCAGUGCUCCGGACGGGUGGAGGUUUGGUACCACAAUGAGUGGGGAACAGUGUGUGAUGACAGCUGGGACAUAAACGAUGCCUCUGUGGUGUGUAGGCAGCUCGGCUGUGGAGAGGCAGAAUCAGCCCCAAGUAAUGCUUUUUUUGGGCCUGGAUCUGGGACUAUCUGGCUGGACGAUGUUAACUGCAACGGGGAGGAGGAGCUCCUCACUCAGUGCUCGAUGAACACUUGGGGAGAGAACAACUGCGGGCACAAUGAGGACGCAAGUGUUGUGUGCUCAGGUUGGCCCAAGGACUGCAGCGAGAUCCCCACUGGCAGCCCCAGUGGCGUGUACGUCAUCCAGCCCACAGGACUGCACCCCAUCGUGGUGUACUGCGAAAUGAAUGCAACGUCCGGGGGCUGGACGGUCCUCCAGAGGAACCGGCACAGCACGGAGAUCACCUGGGCCGAGUCCUGGAGCACCUACAAGUACGGCUUUGGGAACGUGCAGACUGAGUACUGGCUGGGCACCGAGUACAUCCAUCAGAUCGCCAAGCAGAAGGUCUACCAGGUCAGGUUUGUCAUCUGGGAUGCCUCAAACACCACCAAGUUUGCCGACUACAACUUCUUCAGUGUGGAAGAUGAGUCCCACGGCUACCGGCUGAGGCUGGGAGGGUACUCGGGGACGGCAGGGGAUGCCAUGGCCUCAAGCAGUCCUUCCACCAUGCACGACAACAUGAAGUUCUCUGCUAAAGAUCAGGAUCAGGACACUUCCAGUGGGAACUGUGCCUCCAGCAACGGGGGCGGGUGGUGGUACUCGGCGUGUUAUUCCGUGCAGCUGAAUGUCAAGGGGAGCAUAACGUGGGGCAGCCUGUGCAGUGGGAACUGCAAAGCUUCUGCCAUCCUCAUCAAACCAGCUUCCUACUGCUAGGGCUCCAUUGCUGCCCAUCUGCCCCAGGUACGGAGUCAGACCAGUGCCCUGCCGGGCCCCUUUGCUGGGGGGGAGCAGAGAGGGUUGCAGCCGGGCACACCCUGGGCUGCCCAGAGAUUUCUUUCUUUCACCUCUUUUGCCGAGUUCCUUUGCUUCCCUUGCUGGGUUCUUCCCCUUUGAGCUGUUUUUAUUUUAAUUGCAUUAUAAUCAGACUAACACAUUGUAAACCUUGUACUGCUGAAACGUAUCUGCU